Molecule: messenger RNA, 1588 nt
Organism: Melanotaenia boesemani (Boeseman's rainbowfish)
Lineage: Eukaryota; Metazoa; Chordata; Actinopteri; Atheriniformes; Melanotaeniidae
Gene: zc3h15
Product: zinc finger CCCH-type containing 15
Exons: 11
Coding region: 139-1437 (432 amino acids)
Biological process (GO): cytoplasmic translation
Cellular component (GO): cytosol
Molecular function (GO): mRNA binding; metal ion binding
Source: RefSeq, a predicted model, not a curated record
GGCCUAGAAGGCGCCGCCGUUGCUGCCGUGCUAGCAACCACUGCUUAAUGUGGAGCUGCUUUUUCAGCUCGAAAUACCUCAUUAAAACAAAAAUCACACAGCUAAACGCGUUUUCUGUACAGCUGUUCCUGAGCCAACAUGCCUCCCAAGAAACCAGCCCCGGCCGGGGGGAAUAAAAAAACUCAGGAGAAGAAAAAGGAAAAGAUUAUUGAGGACAAAACUUUUGGUUUGAAGAACAAGAAAGGGGCCAAGCAGCAGAAGUUCAUCAAGAACGUUACUCAGCAAGUCAAGUAUGGGCAACAAAGUGCCAGACAGGUGGCCCAGACUGAGGCAGAGAAGACCGGAAAGAAGUCUGACAAGAAGAAGGAGAUUGAUGAACUCAAUGAGCUUUUUAAGCCUGUAGUUGCUGCCCAGAAAGUUGGCAAAGGUGUCGACCCAAAGUCAGUGCUGUGUGCGUUCUUUAAGCAGGGCCAAUGUACUAAAGGUGACAAGUGCAAGUUCAGCCAUGACUUGUCAAUGGAAAGGAAAUGUGAGAAGAGAAGUGUAUAUGUGGAUGAACGAGAUGAAGACCUGGAGAAAGACACGAUGGAAAACUGGGAUGAGAAGAAGCUGGAGGAAGUGGUCAACAAAAAACAUGGAGAGGCUGAGAAGAAGAAAGCCAAAACUCAAAUUGUGUGCAAGUACUUCUUGGAAGCCAUUGAGAAUAAUAAGUACGGCUGGUUCUGGGUUUGUCCAGCAGGGGGCGACAUCUGUAUGUACAGGCAUGCCCUGCCACCCGGAUUUGUACUGAAAAAAGACAAGAAGAAGGAGGAGACGGAAGAGGAGAUCUCGCUAGAGGAACUCAUAGAGAAUGAGCGUGCAGCUCUGGGUGUAAAUGUAACUCGGAUCACACUGGAGACUUUCCUGGCAUGGAAGAAGAGGAAAAGGCAGGAGAAGAUGGAUAAGGCCAGGGAGGAGAUGGAGAAGAAGAAGGCUGACUUUAAGGCUGGAAAAUCACUUGUGGUGAGCGGCCGUGAAGUGUUUGAGUUCCGGCCAGAGCUGGUCGACGACGAUGAUGCUGAAGCUGAUGAUACUCAGUAUGCCAGCUCAGAUGAGGAGGUGGUUGAGGAUGAGGUUGAAACUACAGAUGUCCAGGACAUAGACUUAUCCCGUUUUGUUCCACAAGAGGUCGACAAUACAGGCAUUACCGUAGCAUCUAUGGACCGAUUCACCUUGAGGAAUCACACGGAGACAAAAGCAGAAGAUGGGGAGCAGCUUAACGGAGCUUGUGGUGGCACCGAGGCCAACGGGCUUUCGGGAGCAGAGGGCGGAGGGGAGGACAGCGGAGGGGAGGAUGAAGAAGAGGAAGAGGAGGUACCGGUGGAUGAAAACCUGUUCACAGGAGAAGAUUUGGAGGAACUUGACGAGGAACUUAACACACUGGCCCUGGAGGACUGAGAGGCAGGGCAUGAGGAGGGGUUAGGACGGACUACGGGACAAAGGGAUGGACUAGUGGAUGCAUGGAGCUAAACAUCAAAGAGACCAGACGUUUGAAUGAUUUUAAAUUUCAGAGACUCCAGUAAUAAAGCCUGAUUAUAUUAUGACAUCA